Messenger RNA from Ahaetulla prasina, 1656 nucleotides. Its product is annotated as proto-oncogene Mas-like. The transcript is spliced from 4 exons. NCBI's taxonomy places the organism in Eukaryota, Metazoa, Chordata, Lepidosauria, Squamata, Colubridae. Gene Ontology annotation, biological process: G protein-coupled receptor signaling pathway. Gene Ontology annotation, molecular function: G protein-coupled receptor activity. Gene Ontology annotation, cellular component: membrane. The record is from RefSeq and is a predicted model, not a curated record. The coding region runs from base 211 to 1194 and encodes 327 amino acids.
UCAGCUCAAUUCCUCUUUCUCACUGUAACUGCAUCAAGUGAGGAAUAUUUGGAUUCACUGAAAAACAUCUCAUACUGAAACAUUCUGAAAAAAGACUUGUUGGUCCCAUCUGGAGAUUCUUCCUUUCAUCACCAGUGUCCCAGAUUGUCCAUCUUAUCCACAGAUUGAACUUUUUUAAACAAGAAAACAACACUUUGUGUUGUUUGCACAAUGAAGCAGCAGUUUAAUUACUCAGAUUCAGAAGGUUACAACAACUGCCCCACUGCGUGGUCAACCUACUAUGAGAUGAGUCAUGGCUGGAGGGAAUAUUUUAGAACUACUUUGCUUGAUGUUUUAACGCGAAACCUUAUCAAUGGCUCCAUUGCCAUUAUUUGUAUUUUAGGCCUGAUCGGAAAUGGAGCAACAAUUUAUUUUUUGGUCUAUUCCAUUAAGAGGAAUUCUUUCACCACUUUCAUCCUGAACCUCUCCAUCGCUGAUUUUGGGGCCCUCACAUCCUUUAUUAUUACAGCUAUAUUUGUGGCUGUUUUAACUCUCCAUGAAAAGACUAAUCUUCUGGCCAUCUUUUUCUUCUUAUUUUUUGAGCUCUUCCUCUUCACCUAUUCUGCCAGCCAGUUUCUGCUGACAGCCAUCAGCCUGGACAGGUGUGUAGCUGUUCUCUUCCCACUCUGGCAUCGCUGCCAUCGUCCGCCAUAUUUGUCCAUCCUGGUUUGUGGCCUCAUCUGGAGCCUCUCCUUCCUGCUCUCUGCGGUGCACUUCAUUCUCCACCAGACCGGAAACUCUGAAAGUCCCCCUUUACUUUAUCAGCUGAUUGUGAAUGGUUUACUUUGUACGCCUCUCAUGGUUGUGUCUACGGUGACUCUCUUGAUUCAUACGAGGUCUAAAUGGCAAUGCAAUCAAAGUAAAUUGGUCAUCACCAUCUUGCUGGCUCUCAUUUUCUUCCUCCUUUUCUCUCUCCCAAUGGAUGCCUUAUAUGUCAUUGAAUAUUUAGGUUCCUAUAAUCCCCUCCUCAUGACCAUUGGGAUAGGAUGUGCGGCACUCAGCAGCAGCAUCAACCCACUCCUUUAUUUUUUAGUGGGAAGGAAGAAGGGGGAAAAUCAGCCCAGAACAUCUUACAAGGUUGCCCUGCAAAGAGUCUUCAAGGAUGAGAAGGGAAGCACGGAAAAGCAGGAAACCACAAAUGAAACCCAAUUAUGAAGAGUCAUAAAUAGCAGCAAACCUCAUAAGACCAGUUGUGAAGCAUCAAUACCAUUGUUCAUUCAUGUCGUCAACAAAUAGAUACAAACUCAAGGCAAACGGCUCCAAACUUGAUUGCAGAAAAUAUGACUUCAGCAACAGAGUGGUCAAUGCCUGGAAUGCACUACCUGACUCUGUAGUUUCUUCCCCAAACCCCUAAAACUUUAAGCUUAAACUGUCUACCGUUGACCUCACCCCAUUCCUAAGAGGUCUGUAAGAGGCACGCACCCACGUGCCUACCGUCCCUGUCCUAAUAUUCCUUUUUUACUUUUCACGUCCUUUUCACGUAUGCAAAUUAUGUUUAUACUUUUACCUGUUAUCUUAUAUAUGAUUGACAAAUAAAUAAAUAAAAAUAAACAAUAUGUUGUUCAGUAAGAACAUGGGAAAUUAAUGUAAUUUAGGAUUCCAAAGAGCAAAAAUUUG